Molecule: messenger RNA, 855 nt
Organism: Euleptes europaea (tarantolino)
Lineage: Eukaryota; Metazoa; Chordata; Lepidosauria; Squamata; Sphaerodactylidae
Gene: SMIM28
Product: small integral membrane protein 28
Exons: 2
Coding region: 52-546 (164 amino acids)
Source: RefSeq, a predicted model, not a curated record
CACGAACUGAGGAGGAAGAACGAAGAACAGGAGCACGUUCAUGUUGAAAGCAUGAGGUGGCUCUUAAGCAGCAGUUGGAAGAAAUUUGGACAUGCCGACCGGGGAAGCUAUGACUGGUUAACAAGUGAACCAGGUGUGCCAUUGCUGGAAACACAGCUACAGAGUCAGCAUAAAGUAAGCUCAGCCAAAGAAGACAUAGAACCAUUCUUAUGCAUCAUCCUGCCUGCUACCAUGAUGCUCUUCUUGGCAUUCCUGUUGCUCUUCCUCUACAGACGUUGUCAACGUCGCAGCCCUCAGGCUCAGAUCUUCAGCAUUGACCUCCCAGAGUCCCUUCCUGAGCACGAAGUGACUGAUUUCCUGUCAGUGCUGCCCUGGAGCAGCGAACAGAACUUUCACUAUUCCACUCUCCUGCCUGAAACCACCUUUCUCACCUUAUGCUUGCCUCCAUCCUAUGAGGAGGCCACCAUGAAAGCCUCCACGGAAGGGGAUCACAUUCAGCUCUUUCAGGAUCCAGUGCCUCCUUACGAAGAGAACAAACCACAGUAAAGCCAAGGGGGAAAAACGUUCGGUUGAGGUUCCCACCCUGUUGUGAAUUUAAAACAAGACAAACUCUAAACGAGUGAACAGCCACAAGCACAAAUGAGCUUCAGAUGAUCAGUAUGUUUAAUCAUGGCAUUUUAAAGUGGCAUUGAAAAUAAAACAACUCCACCAUAUUACGUGUAGGAUGGAGAUAAAUAUAAAAAAUAACGCUGCACCUCAGAGUUUUCUUAAGCAUGAUUAUAGGAGAUGGCUGGAUCUGAGUUAUUUGGAUCAUUGUGAGCUAUGAUGAAGAGCAACUAUACUGGAAAUAUUUCA